AUGACAAUAGCAUAUUGUGUAAAUGAUGCUAUCAAAAAAAAUGUUGAUGACAUUAGACAAGCCAUCAAUAGUGGGUCCAACAAGCAUAAGGCUUAUGAUAAAUUAGCCUAUAUUGUUGACACAUUUGGUCCUAGAAUGUGGGCAUAACCUAGUAUGGCAUUAGCUGUUGAUUAUCUUUAUAAUUAAAUACAAAAUUGGGAUUCAACUAAAAAUGGUUUGGUGGAGGUUAAAUUGGAAAAAUUGGAUGAAAUAUCAACAUGGGUGAGAGGGAGCGAGUAAUUAAUCUUAAAGAGUCCAAGAAAAAGACCUCAAAAAUUGGGAAUGAUUGGACUUGGCUUAAUUGUUCCAGGCAAUAUAAAGGAUGGAGAAGUGGUUGUGGUUAGAAACUGGAGUGAGUUGGAUGAGAAGGGUAAGGCUAAUAAACUUUAAGGAAAAAUUGUAUGCUAUAAUGUGCCAUGGACAUCUUACAGUAACUUGAAGCUAUAUAGACAACAAGGACUUGACAGAGCAUCUGCCUAUGGAGCUAUUGCUGUACUAUUGAGAAGUGUUGCUUCGUUCUCAAUAUACAGUCCACAUACAGGAAAUGUGAGAUAAUCUGGAACUGUUCCUAAGAUCCCUGGCGCUGCUAUUACAGUUGAAGACGCAGAGAUGCUCCAAAGAAUGUAAGACAGAGGACAGAAGAUUACAGUAGAUUUAGAAUUAAAUUCUGAAAUGAAGCCUUCUGAAAGUCAUAACAUCAUUGCUGAGAUCAAAGGUUCAAAAUAUCCCAAUUAGAUUAUUUUGAUGGGGGGUCAUUUUGAUUCAUGGGAUACCGGAAGUUAAACAGGAGCUAUGGAUGAUGGUGCAGGAACUCUGGUUACUUUAGAAGCCCUUAAGGUGGUGGCUGAUCUAGGAAUCAGACCUCUGAGAACUUUGAGAUGGAUUGCUUGGAGUGGUGAAGAAAUGGGACUUCCUAAUAAUGGAAAUCAACACUAUGCUAAAUAUCAUGGUGAUGAGGAUCAUGUAGUUGCUCUUGAGAAUGACCUUGGUCAAAAGACAGCCAUAGGAUUUGGUUUUUCAGGAAAACUAUAAACAAGUAGAAUGGUCAGACAAUUGAUCAUGAACUACAUUCCUGAUUUGUCAGUUGUCAAUGAGAACGAUGGUUCUGGAGUCGAUACAAAACCAUUAGGUGAUAAAGGAGUUCCAUUGAUGAGAAAUAUCUACAAAGAUCCCAAUGAUGAUUACUACUUCAAGUAUCAUCAUUCUGCCGGAGACACAAUGAAUAUUUUAAAUCCCGAUGAGAUGGAUUCCAAUGUCUUUGCUAUCAGUUCCAUGAUGUACAUCAUUGCUGACAACCCCGAGAGAUUACCUAAAUGAUUUAUCAUAACAAUUAUUAAUUAAAAUUCAAAUG
This is a messenger RNA of Paramecium tetraurelia, 1390 nucleotides long. RefSeq lists its product as uncharacterized. NCBI's taxonomy places the organism in Eukaryota, Ciliophora, Oligohymenophorea, Peniculida, Parameciidae. The transcript has 3 exons. The record is from RefSeq and is a predicted model, not a curated record. Gene Ontology annotation, molecular function: metallodipeptidase activity. Gene Ontology annotation, biological process: peptide catabolic process; proteolysis.